Molecule: messenger RNA, 519 nt
Organism: Caenorhabditis bovis
Lineage: Eukaryota; Metazoa; Nematoda; Chromadorea; Rhabditida; Rhabditidae
Source: the annotation of a GenBank genome assembly
AUGAAAUUGAUCGCGAUUCUUCUCAUUAUCAUUCAUGUGUGUUGCGAUUCCGGAAUUCCGGUGAUUCCAUGCAUCAACUGCGAUUGUCCUUUGGGAUUCCGACGAUUCAAUCGACCCGAUGGGCACGCGGUUUGCAUAAAAAUGGCUGUCAAAUGGCUCAACUAUUAUCAAGCUGUUAGUCUUUGUGCUUCGCAGGCUCCCGGAGCAAAACUCAUUGGUUUAGCGACGAAAGAAGAAAUCGAUUACGUUGCAGCCAGAUCUAUUACAGCAAACGCCGGCUACUGGUGGUACUAUAUUGGCGCAUUUCGAAAUCCAUUUUGUCAUGCCGAACGAGAAGUCCUAGAAACGCGACCAAAUUGUAGUAUUGAUAAGAUGUUCGUCUGGACGGAUAACAUAACAGAAAGCAAGUUCGCAUGGUCAUAUAAAUGGCACCUAUUCAAUCCCAAUUCGUUUUAUAAAGAUGGCGAAUUUGAAUCGGCCAUUGCCAUCAAAGAAACGGGCUUGGGCGAUUGGAGGUAA